Molecule: messenger RNA, 849 nt
Organism: Pestalotiopsis fici W106-1
Lineage: Eukaryota; Fungi; Ascomycota; Sordariomycetes; Amphisphaeriales; Sporocadaceae
Product: Trihydroxynaphthalene reductase
Exons: 3
Coding region: 1-849 (282 amino acids)
Molecular function (GO): oxidoreductase activity
Source: RefSeq, a predicted model, not a curated record
AUGCCUGGUGUCACUUCCGAGCGUACUGCUAGCAGAUUCGAUGCUAUUCCCGGUCCUCUGGGUCUCGCUUCUGCCUCCCUCGAGGGCAAGGUUGCGCUAGUCACCGGUGCUGGUCGCGGUAUCGGCAGGGAAAUGGCCAUGGAGCUGGGACGUCGCGGCGCCAAGGUCAUUGUCAACUACGCCAACAGCUCCGAGUCGGCCCAGGAGGUCGUCAACGCCAUCAAGAAGUCGGGCUCCGACGCCGUGGCCAUCAAGGCCAACGUGUCGGACGUGGACCAAAUCGUCAGCCUCUUUGACCAGGCCGUCAAGGUCUGGGGCAAGCUGCACAUUGUCUGCUCCAACUCGGGCGUCGUCUCCUUUGGCCACGUCAAGGACGUUACCCCCGAGGAGUUUGACCGCGUCUUCACCAUCAACACCCGCGGCCAGUUCUUCGUCGCCCGCGAGGCCUACAAGCACCUCGAGGUCGGCGGCCGCCUCAUCCUCAUGGGCUCCAUCACUGGCCAGGCCAAGGGUGUCCCCAAGCACGCCGUCUACAGUGGUAGCAAGGGUGCCAUUGAGACUUUUGUGCGAUGCAUGGCUGUCGACUUUGGUGACAAGAAGAUCACUGUCAACGCUGUUGCCCCCGGUGGUAUCAAGACCGACAUGUACCACGCCGUAUGCAGAGAAUACAUUCCAGGUGGCACCGAGCUCGACGACGAGGCUGUCGAUGAGUAUGCUUCCACAUGGUCGCCUCUCGGCAGAGUCGGUCUUCCCAUUGACAUUGCCCGCUGCGUCUGCUUCUUGGCUUCGCAGGACGGCGAGUGGGUCAAUGGCAAGGUCCUUGGCAUUGACGGCCACGCCAUGAUGUAA